AUGUCGCUCAACAUGAAAACCCUAACCCAAGCACUAGCAAAAACCGCAGCAGUAAUCGAGAAAAAGGUGCAAACAACGGUGCACGAGGUAACAGGUCCAAAGCCACUUCAAGACUACGAGCUUCUCGAUCAGAUCGGUUCCGCCGGACCGGGUUUAGCCUGGCGGCUUUACUCCGCCCGUGCUCGUGAUCCUUCGCGGCAGCAUCAGUAUCCCGUUGUGUGCGUUUGGGUGUUGGAUAAACGGGCUUUGUCGGAGGCUCGAGUGCGCGCGGGGUUGACGAAAGUGGCGGAGGAUUCGUUUUUGGAUUUGGUUCGGACGGAUGCGGGGAAGCUUGUUAGACUUAGGCAUCCGGGAAUUGUUCAUGUUGUUCAGGGACUUGAUGAGAGUAAGAACGCGAUGGCCAUGGUGACCGAGCCUUUGUUUGCUUCUGUUGCUAAUACGCUUGGGAAUCUUGAUAAUGUUGCAAAUGUUCCUAAGGAUCUUAGGGGAAUGGAAAUGGGACUGUUGGAGGUGAAGCAUGGUUUACUUCAGAUGGCGGAAUCGUUGGAUUUUCUCCACAACCAGGCUCAUCUUAUUCAUCGAGCUAUAUCUCCUGAGAAUGUUUUUAUUACAAUGAGCGGAGCCUGGAAACUUGGAGGAUUUGGUUUUGCAAUCCCUGCUUCGCAGAACCCUGGCGAGUUAUCUAAUCAGCAAGCCUUCCAUUAUGCUGAAUAUGACGUUGAAGACUCUAUUUUGCCACUUCAGCCAUCAAUUAAUUACACUGCUCCUGAGAUGGUGAGGAGCACUGCUUCUUCAGCUGGCUGCUAUUCUGAUAUUUUCAGUUUUGGAUGCCUUGCCUACCAUUUAAUUGCUCGCAAGCCUUUGUUUGACUGCCACAACAAUGUGAAGAUGUACAUGAAUACCUUGACUUACUUAUCCAGUGAUGCUUUCUCAUCUAUCCCAUCGGAACUGGUUCCUGACUUGCAAAGGAUGCUCUCUUUAAAUGAAUCUGUCAGGCCAACUGCGAUGGAUUUUACAGGCUCGCAGUUUUUUCGGAAUGACACUAGGUUACGUGCUCUGCGCUUCUUGGACCACAUGCUUGAAAGAGAUAACAUGCAGAAGACAGAGUUCUUAAAAGCCUUGUCGGAAAUGUGGAAAGAUUUUGAUUCCCGUGUUUUGCGAUACAAGGUCCUUCCACCACUUUGUGCAGAACUUAGGAAUGUAGUGAUACAACCAAUGAUUCUACCAAUGGUUCUAACCAUUGCAGAGUCUCAGGACAAGAAUGAUUUUGAGCAAUCAACACUUCCAGCCCUUGUCCCUGUCUUAAGCACUGCUUCUGGUGACACAAUGCUACUGCUUCUGAAGCAUGCUGAGCUAAUAAUAAACAAGACUACUCAAGAACAUUUAAUUUCACAUGUUCUUCCAAUGAUUGUUCGGGCCUAUGAUGAUAAUGAUGCACGUAUACAAGAAGAGGUCCUGAAAAAGUCUGUAUCCCUCGCCAAACAACUUGAUUCCCAGCUGGUGAAACAAGUGAUUUUACCCCGUGUUCAUGGACUAGCACUCAAAACAACGGUUGCCGCGGUUAGAGUCAAUGCUUUGCUGUGCCUAGGAGAAAUGGUUAACCGACUUGAUAAACACGCUGUCCUGGAAAUCUUGCAAACUAUUCAGCGCUGUACUGCUGUUGACCAUUCUCCUCCAACCCUUAUGUGUACCCUUGGGGUUGCAAAUUCUAUUUUUAAGCAGUAUGGAGUAGAAUAUGUUGCCGAACAUGUUCUUCCAUUGCUUAUGCCACUCCUGACUGCUCAACAACUCAAUGUUCAACAGUUUGCCAAAUAUAUGCUUUUUGUCAAGAAUAUUCUCCAGAAGAUAGAAGAGAAGCGGGGAGUUGUUGUGACUGAUUCUGGACUCCCUGAGGUAAAAUUAUCUCCUGCAGUGAAUGGCCUUCAGGUUGAUGCUCCAAGGACAAUCAACAGCACUGUUGCUACUCCAGCAAAAAGCAGCUCCUCUUGGGAUGCAGAUUGGGGUCCCAAAACAACGAGAACCACCAGUUAUGUUAGCAAUCCUACUGAUACGUCUAGUCAGUCAGUGAUAGGAAACCCCGUGGGUCAAGUAGCAUCUUUACAAAAUCAUGUUUCCUUAUCUGGUGUAUCUAAUCAACAGACAGCCAAAUCAUGUCCUUCAGUAGAUUUAGAGUGGCCGCCGCGUGCAUCUUCAGGUGUUACCUCACAAUUUGGUGAUAUUGAAAGGCAAACAGUUGCAGUAGGAACCUCAUCCACAUCUAAUAAUGAAGAUGAUGAUCCUUUUGCUGACUGGCCUCCGCGCCCUAGUGGCCCACUAUCUGGUGGAUUUGGAAAUCCCAACAAUGGUACUUCAGGAAUGCCACUAAAUAAAUUAGGACAUAAUUCAAUGACAAGCAAUUCAAGCAAUCUUCAAGCCAGCAACAAUUGGUCUGUCAACUCCCAAAGAUCUGUGGAGUCUAUCAGUUUGAACCCAAUGAAUGCUAGUUCAUCUAUUAGUAACCUGAAUAAUGGCUUUCAGCCUGAGAGUCCUCUUGGGUUCCUAAAACAAAGUCAGGCCUUUCCAGUAUCGAAUCUUGUUUCGUCAUCAUACAAUAACGUUAAAUCAACUGAUCUUGGAUCCAUAUUUUCUUCCAACAAGAAUGAACAAAUUGCACCUAGACUUGCCCCACCCCCUUCAACCACAGUGGGUAGAGGGCGGGGAAGAGGGAGGGGUGCUACUUCAACCAAACAGCCCUCUCAUACAAAGUCAAGCACUGAGCAGCCACCCCUUUUGGAUUUGUUGGGGUAA
Lathyrus sativus (Indian pea) is the source of this 2787-nucleotide messenger RNA. The record is from the annotation of a GenBank genome assembly. Lineage: Eukaryota; Viridiplantae; Streptophyta; Magnoliopsida; Fabales; Fabaceae.